UUGUCGUUAUUAUUACAUUUACAAUUAAUAAUUACGAGUUACCGACGUGGUAAUUCUCUGUAGUUCGUGCUGGAGAGAGGGACCCGAUUACCAAAUAAUCGUCGUGCGGUAGUGCGGUAAUCGCAGUGCGACGCGUAACGCAUGAUUUAAGAUGCUAUUUCAGGGAAUUAGUAUUCGAAUAAAAAGACACAAUCGAACAGUCGCUGAUCAGUUACGUGCGAGGGAAGUUGCUGCGUGUGCGGAGACGUAACCCAGUUCGAAAGAGGAAAGUCGCUAGCGUUGAGGGCCGCUGUCCCCAACCAAGUUUCGGUGAAAUUGUCCGGCGCGGCCUGCUCGAGCCUCGGGGCUCGAACCCCCCACAGUUUGCCUGGGCGUCCCUACCGGGAGAGCGGCGUCGAAUCCCGCAGGCGAACCCGCGGAGCGGCGUCCUGUUAACUUGAGCGGAGGACAGCCCCGGAGGCAUGGGUGUGCAGGAGGUCAACGGAGACGAGGAUUUGGGGCAGUGAAGUUAGCCAAGACAAGAGCACAAGCAUUGCAAGGCAAAACCUGACUCCUGCAAACACAGCUGAGUGCAGAGCCCACAGAACCGCAAGGCAGGACCUCACUCCAAAAGUCGCCAAAAAUUACGUCAUGGGGAAAUAGAAUUACGAGAUCACGAUUCACUUGAUAUAUUCCCAUUCUGCUGAAAUUGGUAACGUUUUGAGGUGCAUCAUUCAGAUAAGUGAACUUGAUUUCUAAGAAGUGUUAAACAAAAUAGUACUGCUGUCACCACGAGUCAACAGCGAAGAUAUUCUUGGCGUGAUCGUGGUGACGCUGCUUCGUGCGAUGCCUUUAAUAGUCGUGAUCCGUAAAUGUCCGGGGGAGGUGGAAAACCCUGCUUGGCUGCUGAAGCAAACACCAUAAGUGGUUUAGUGAACGUCAGGUGACAACGUGUCCUCGGGUCGUUUUUAGCUUCAGGGCCUCAAUCCUCCACGGCCAUUUAAUGAAUGACGCCAACUGUAGGCUAUUGCUCCAUCGUGACGUUACCUGCUUUAACGGCUAAAUCGAGUGAAAUUCACCUGGCGGAGAGCCCUAUGUCCACUUGCAGCUGCCGUGUGGCCAACUUUGUGUGCAUCCCCUCAUGAAGAGGGGAUCAGCCAAUGACGCCACGGUGAGGUGCACGCCCGCCCAGGUCGAUCUUGCCGCCAGCGCCGGGGAGCGGCGGGGGGCCAUGCUGGCAGGCGGCGGCGGCGGCACUAUGUUUCGCGACCAGGUGGGCGUCCUCUCGGGAUGGUUCAAGGGCUGGAACGAGUGCGAGCAGACGGUGGCUCUGCUAGCACUUCUCAAGCGCGUGAGCCGCACCCAGGCACGCUUCCUGCAGCUCUGCCUGGAUCAUUCGCUGUCGGAGAGUGCUGAGCUACGUGUCCUGGAGCGCGAGGCCAACGACCCAGCCUGCAUUGGGCAGUGGCAGCACGAGCCACUGGACAAGGCCGUGCCCCUCCUGCUGUCACAUCUACCGCUGCUCAAGCCCGGCAAUGCAGACGCCAAGGCCGGCUACCUGGCGCUGCUACCCCGCGCGCUCGCCCAGGCGCUCGACACGGGCCGCCGUGUUGACGAGGCGCGUCAGCUGCUGUCGUACGCCCUCAUUCACCCGGCGCUGGACGCCGAUGACCGUGGCGGAUUGGCAGGCUGGCUCAACAGCCUGGAGGAGGCGGGCAGCGGCAGCGGCGGUUCCGGGACAACAGCCACGUCGCUUGGCCGGAGGGGCUCGGUGGACUGCCCGCCAAGCGAGCGGCACCACCAGCACCACCACCACGGUCAACACCACCAGCAGGUGGCAUCUCCCGGAGGCUUCAGCCAAGACGGUGUCAGUGGCUGCGGAGUGAACACCUCCGUUCUCCUGGGCCACCAGCGUCGCCACUCAACAGGCCGUCUCAAUGGCUGGCAUCAACCUCCGCAGCACCACGCACGGGAUUCUGGGAUGGCUGCUGCCCACCACGGCAGCCUCGGCUGGCAGGAGAAUGGCCACGGAGGAGCUCUUUCUGGGAACGGCCUGAGCGGUAGCACUGGUCUGCUGAAGCGCUCGGCGUCUCCCACACCCACCUCGGCAGCCUCCAGCCUGGCGCACCAGUGGCUGUCGCACGAGGACCUACGCCCGCGGGGCGUACCAGGCUUGCACGCCCACCCACCGCCGCAGCCGCCGCCACCACCACCCCCCUACGUGGUGUGCCUGCCGCCAUCGGAGCCGCAUGCCCCGCUCUCGCCACAGGGCAGCGUGGCGUCAUCGGGCAGCGGCGGCAGCAGCGGGGAUCAUCCUGACGACGGGCCACCCCUUGCUCGCAACACCUUCCUGGAGGAGGGCAGCGGCAUGCGAGAUGUGCCGGCGUGGCUUAAAAGCCUUCGGCUCCACAAAUAUGCAGGACUCUUCUCCCAGCUGACCUACGAGGAGAUGAUGUCUCUCACCGAGAAACACCUGGAGCACCAGGCGUUCGCUUGGCCCGCACAGUGCGUCACCAAGGGGGCUCGACACAAGAUCGCUCUCAGUGUGCAAAAGCUGCGUGAGCGCCACGAUGUGCUGCACUCUCUCGAGAAGGACAUAAUGGAAGGCGGUAGCUUGGUACGAGCCGCACUCCAGGAACUGCACCAGAUGAUCCUGACGCCCAUUAAGAUGUACUCGCCGGCGAGUGCUUCUGCUCCCAGUGCGCACAAAGACAGUGGGAGCUGUGGCAAUUCAUCCCCGGCAAGACGGAGGGAGGUUGGGAACAGCCCCAGCGCCUCAGGACGUCCGCCAUUGGCAGGAAUGGAGAGGAGCGACUUUAGUGGCCUGGGAACCCUGUCUGCCGCACAUGGUGAUGGCCUCGGGGGUUCAGCAGGUGCGGCAAAUGAAGGAACCCAUGUGAGCGAGGGGGAUCUGCCGGGCCAGUUCACGCGCGUCAUGGGCAAAGUGUGCACACAGCUGCUUGUGUCACAUCCGGAUGAAGACAGUGUUGCCUCAUACCUGCAGCUCCUUGACAAGUGUUUGGGCCAUGAGGCCUUCACGGAGACUCAGAAAAAGCGCCUGGUUUCGUGGAAGCUGCAAGUGCAGAAGUUGCUGCGCAUCUUCCCGCGACGUGCCCUCUUCGAGAUGCAGGCGUUCCGGCAGCCCUCCCGGGGGUGGGGAAUGUUUGGCCAGUCCAGUUCCCUGCCGGGCGUGGGAGGUGGCGGCAGUGUGCUGGGGGGCGCGCCGGCCAGCUCGGUGUGCGGCCUAUCGGGGAGUCGCUGGGCCUCGCGCCCAUUCCCUGCACCGCACCGUAGCCUGCCGGGUAGCGGCCGCCUGGGUCUCAUGGGUCCCGGCAACAACGGCCUCGUUUCCACGCCUCCACGCGCCUCGCUCAGCAGCCCGGCCAUUGCGCCUGCUAAGGGUCGGCAGAACUUAUGGUUCGGGGGAGUCCUGCCUGGGAGCUCGGGUGGCCCCGGCGGUGGUGGUGGUGGUGGGGGGGGAGCAGCCAGCGGAAGCGGAGGUGUUGCGGCGCCACGGCCGCACGGCUCUGUGCAGCGCACGCGUUCCCUCCCCAUGACUGUCUCCCCGCAGGCCAUGCUGCUGUGUCAGCAGUCAGAGUUUCAAGUUCUGGUGACAGAGCCGGAGAUAAAUACGAGGCUGGAGUCGCUGUGCCGGAGCAUGACGGAGCAUGCCCUUGAAGACGGAAUGGAAAGGACAUCGACGAUCUAGAUGGAGUGGUGUUGGCUGUCUUCUGUGCCCGGCAGCAGCCUUAUUACAUCGCUCGACUUCAAUAACCUCCCACCACAAACUCGUGGCCUGAAUAUGGGCUUUUAAACACAUUCUUUUGCCUGAGUUUUAUAUAUAGAUUUGAAAAUUUGCAAUGAGCAGUGCCAAAAAAAUAUAUGCAGAAGCAUUACUUACCUUUCUUUUGUACACACACCAUUUUCUAAAGUUUAUACUCUUUGUUGAAGUAUAAAUGUAACAAUAUGGUUUACUGGGUUGGUAUGAAUUCAGAAAAUAUCAUAAAAGGGCCCUACUUGUUGCAAAUAUUUCACUGUUACCAUACAUGUUAGUUUAGGUAUACGUCUUGAUGGAGCUUCUGAGUAUUUUUAUUGGUUCUGCUGAAAAGUGCCUGGCCAAGGAGCAAAGAUGAGCUCCUGACGCCAAAAUAAAUAUUCCCUGGACUUUGCUGUUGCCGUAGUUUAAUCUGCUUGGCGUCACGUGCUUGAUACGCCACUUAAAGUCUAUUUUUCUUACAUAAGAAAUGAAUAGAAUUGAAAUGCACUAAAGGUUGUUGGCAAGUUGACACCUACAACGAAACAAAAUCACCUCCGUGGUCAUUGCCUAUACCUUUUGGCGCAGUGUCAACUUUUGUAGAGUCACACAGGUGUUGGCAAUGAGCUUCGGAGCAUUCCGCUGUUGUAGAGGAGAUUUAGUGGAGGCUACCAUCUGUAUGUGCCAGUGUUCACGAGCGAUUUUGAUCUAUGCACACUGAUGCUAUUGGAAGUAGUUUUGAUCUCUACGGAUGUGAUGUGUGUGUGACUAAGCCGACAUUGCGUGUCAAUAUGCACUCAACGGAGGGAAUUGUGCUUAAGAGCAGAAAUUCAAAUACGAUAGCAGCACACUUUCCAUUAAGAGAGGUGCUUGUAUUGCUAUGAGUGGUGGUCUAGCAGUGUUGUAUAACAAUGACCGUGGGGUUCAGGACCAGCUGUAUUGGAUAGGCUUACGAGCCAAUUGCCUCGUGUAGAGUCGUUUUUGCAUCAUUUACUGCACAGAACUGAUUCCCUAAAGGAUAACAACAACGUUGCUGCUAAGGAGUGGCAUUCAUUCCUAGGGAGGCAAUAUUAUUAAGGAUAGUCGUGGUUGGAUAGUGGCUGUGAACAUCUCUCCCAGUACUCUACAAGGGAUCAACCUUGUGGUUUUUCACACCAUCCUAAAUCGAUUGGGUUGCAUCGAAUCUGGUCUGUUUUCACGUGACUUGGGAGUGAUUGUUGUAUCUGUAUGUCAGACCACAGAACCAACAUUGCUGAGAUCUGUUAUCAUUUUGGACUCUCACCCAAGGUUGCAUCAUAUUCUAAAGGAUAAUGAGUCAAUGGUCUUGAGGCAUUCACGAAUUACUUUACACAAAGAACCACUGUAAAACAUUUGAAAGUCACUUGAUUGAACUUAUUGCAGCUCUGGGAGCUACCAUUUGUAAAUACAGGAUUAUACACCAGAUGUUGUCUAUCGUUUAUUGACAACACCUGGAUAGAGUUAUAACGUUUAUAACGUAGAUUGUAACGUAGUUAUAAACGUUGGUUCUUUACCUUACGUGGGUGGGAGGGAAGCUCGUACAUUUUGUAAAAAUUCAAUCUUGAUCACUUGUCAUCGUUUGCUCUGAAGCCGCGAGACAAGUUAUGCAAUCGAAUGAUAAGACUGCUAACUUGGCAAAAUGUGUUAUUUCAAGAACCUCCGAGUAUGAUCCAGAAUUGGAUGUGGAAAUGAUAUUGCAGUCCCACUUAAAAGCACCACUCAAUGCAAAUCUGUCGAUAAGUUUUAUUUUGGAUUGAGUUAAAAAAAUUGUGCUGCUUUGGAUAAUGCCUAAUUUCCACCAUUCUUUUGCUUUGCCGUAAUUCUCAUAAUAUAGUUAUAGACAUCUUUACACUUGAGUGGUCUUACAAUGGACACUCAAACCCGGUGUUAAGUGGCACACUUGUUCCCACUCAACAAUACAUAUUCACAAGUUAACAAUAGUACCCAAAAAUUAUAUAUUUUAAAGAAAAGGUACACGUGAGUGGUAGUUAAACACAUGCACAGAAGCUGCAUGACUAAUUAGAAAGCUAUAUAUCUGACGUUGCCCUGCUUGACUUGUGUAACCUCUGUGAAUCCACACAAUUUGGGGGUCUUUUCAUCUACUCGAUUCUACUGCCCUUCACUGAUUGGAGCGGUUUUUAAAAAAUAUAUUUAUUUGGUUUCGCAGAUUGCACCCGAGCGGUGCUGAAGCUGCAAAAGGAGCUUGACCGGGUCUGGCAUAAGAUGCCCCGUGACUCCUAAUUAUUAUUUUUUACAUAUAUACAUUAUAAACAACGCGUGUGCUUGCUUGUUUUUUGUUAUAAUGCAAUGCUUUUUUUUUGGUUAUUCUUUAUUUGCAAGUUUGCUGUACAUGGAUCUUUGUGGGACAAAAUGUCAACACAUUGGUCUUGCGUUGUUGAUGGAAGUUCUGUUGGGUUUAAUGGCAAAACAUGUUUAGUUGAAUUUGAAAAACAGUUUAGCUCAUUGUUGGUAGGUUUAAGUAUUCGCGCCUUACUUCUGGACUUGGAAGACUUUUAAGUGGCAGAACUUGGCAAAAGUAUGUUAUAGACAUAGCCCACCAAGUACUUAAGAUGGUUUUAGUUACCAAAGCAUGACAUACACUGUUAAAUGGACUUUAAAUAGACUUCUAAAACACAGCACUCACAAGAGUUGGCCAUUUUGUGCUGAGUCAUUGUCAAAAUAAAAAAUAUAUAACUUUGUUUUACAUUUCUCCUUUCAAAAAUUAUGUUGUAAACUUGUUAAUGACCCUUAACAAUUAAAUGUAAUAUUUUGAAUUACUAUAAUGUAUAAUUUGCCAAACAUUUGAAUUACAUCUGCCAUAGUUUUGUUUUCCCUUUCUUUUCCUAGAAGGCAACUAAAGGAACAGUGAUGGCAAGCGUUCAACGUGAACAUUUAAUUUGAGAGGCAUUAUCUAAAACAAAAUGCCCUGGCUUUUGUAUCCGUGUAAUCAAUGUUGUGUUUUUCACGAUGUAACCUUGACAGUGACCUUGGAACAAUAUUGCAUUGGCUUAAAAAAAACAAAGAAAAUCAAUGCAAGGGCAUCCAUUGCUGUUUAUGAAGGGACAGACAUGCGUACAAAUUGUCUGACGGUAGCGUAAAAAAAGGUCACAAUUGUUUUAGCGCUUGGAAUGAACAUGCACACGAUGGUCAAGUAGAACCUACUUGUGUGAUUCAAGUGCAUUGGCUUCAUGGAGAUAUUUAUGUCAACGGUACGAACAUCCCAUUUAAAAUGGAAGUACGCUAGCUCAGUGGCAGAUCUGGAGUUGUGCAAGGGGCAUGGACACGGAGAGUCGAGGUGAUGUUCCCGUGGUCAUAAUUGAAGCUGCCAUUCUGUUCACCAUUUAACCAGAACCAUGAUUAGCACUUCCUAAACUGAGAUUAUUUUUUUUUAUCCCAACCGUGUAAGAUGAUGGGACGCCUCAAGUUUAGUAACGUUCAAAACCAGCACACUCCAAGUACCAGCUUCCAAAAUCUUAAGUCUGCCCCUGUGCUGUUAACUCUGCUGUUUUCACAAACUCUUGAUCUACGGUGUAUGCCUUGGGCAUAGUGUUCAUAUUUAUGUACCUUUUGUUGUGCCAUAUGAAAAAUACUUAAAUAAUUGCUAUAUCUUUCAGACACUAAGAUUUGUUUUUUUAUAUAUAUCGCUGGAUAAGCUGCAGGCAUGCUGAUUUUUUUUUUCUCCAAAUGUAACUUUUCGAGAUAACAGAUUGGUUAUAAAACUUCCUGGCGUUGCCUUUGCAUUUUCUUCUGAUGAGGGAAUACGUAUAGUGACUCCACUUUCGUAUUUGUAUUAAUCGGAGUUUGCUAUACAAAUACAAGCGGAAAUACACAUUGUAAAGUGCGUCUAUGUUUGCGUGAUUUUUUUUUAGUCUGAGCUGCCAGUGUUGCGUUGGGAUUCUCUCGAAGUGCAGCGGCUUGCGCGUACUGGUUUGGACAUUUGGACAUCUGUGAAAAAAGAGCUUCAUAGCUCAUCGUAUUUCUCCAGGAUAAAUAAAGAUUCUGAUUGUCUGGUAAUUCCGCUUCGUUCUCCCAGUGGGGGGCAAUUGAAACCUAUUUAUUGGAUCCCCCAAACCUCCUUGCCACCUCUAUCCUCCAGGAAUAUAAGUUUGGUGCAUCACAGUCGAUUGGCAGGUGGGGUAAAGUGUGGGUAAUCCCACAUCUUCCAAGACGUCUGGCCAGCGUAAAAGAUGAGGCCAAAUUCCCUCGAGGGGUGUCGUGACGAGCAAUGGCAGGGCCGCACCUUGACCUUUCACCUAAUGGUGCACUAAGUCUCACAGUUUUUCAGAAAUGUUCCUCUUUAGGAUUUUCGACCGGGCUUUAAUGAACGACUUGUUAGGCAAAUUACCGUUUGUAAUAAUUCCACGCAGGUACACCGCUGGACAGUGGUGGCGCAUGCCUGUUGUAAUUCAGCCCUGUGGAGGCGAUGGUUGGUGAAUCCCAUAAAUGUUGUGAAACUCCCCCCCCCCCCCCCCCCCCCAUGAGCGUCGAUGUGCGAUACCAAGGCUAGCCAAGAAAAGGCAGUGCAGCACGUUGACUCAUUGCAAUCUCUUGCCAUCUGUGUCGGGACAGUGUUGCCUUCUCGCGCAUGUUGGUUUUCUCGGAGUGGUCCGGUAUCCCAUUUGUUUUGAGUGUGAAAACACGUUAUUGAUUGGGUGAAAAUAUAUUUAAAUCAAUAAAACCGAUGCCGGCCGCUCCUGAAAA
Molecule: messenger RNA, 8452 nt
Organism: Petromyzon marinus (sea lamprey)
Lineage: Eukaryota; Metazoa; Chordata; Hyperoartia; Petromyzontiformes; Petromyzontidae
Source: RefSeq, a predicted model, not a curated record